AUGAGAUCUUUACCUUUGAAUCCGACUUCUUACCGAUUCCACCAUCCGAAUCCUUUUCGAUCUCUUGAAUCGAUUCCUCUCCUUUUUGUCGAUUCUGGAUCUCGCUCUUCUUUCAAGUUUGGUGCAGCGAGCUUGAAGAGACAUGGAAGUUUCAUGAGACAUAGCUCUGUUUUGGUUAAGGCUUUUGAUGAUGAUUCAUUUGAUUUUUAUUCCGGUGACAUAUUUGCUGCUACAUAUGCGAUUUCGUCGAGUGAAGGCGAAGAGAGCGAUGGGGAAUACGGGUUGAAUGUGGUUACUGAAACAACUUCUCAAAGGCUAGGCACGUUUCCAAGAGGUCGGAAAAAGCACAGAAUCAGAUAUGGGAUUAAUUUGGGGCUUCUUGCCUUUUUGACGUUGCUGCUUUUAUUUACGGAUUCUUUUGCUUGGAAGAUUGUUAGACUGCCUCUACCUCCAUAUUUAUUAAGCCGGCCUUUCUUUACAUCGGCAGCUUUAGUCACCUUAGCCGGUUAUAUUCUUGUUCCGCUUCUCAACAGAUUGAAAGUGCACGAGCCAAUUAGAAGACUAGCGCCAGUUACACACAACCGUAGACAAACAAUCCCGACAAUGGGCGGAUUGUUCUUUGUUCCAAUUGGUGUUGUUGUUGCAAUAGCCUUGACUAACUUUUCGUCCAUCGAAGUCUCUGGAGCAGCAGCUGUAACUGUAGCAUUUGCAGCUAUUGGGCUAGUUGAUGAUUUCAUAAGCCUCUUCAAUGUUAAUAAUAAUGGUUUACCUGCAAAGAUACCACUCAUUUUAGAGGCAGCAAUCGGCACUUGCUUUGCAUUUUGGUUGGAGAGAGCAAGCAUAUCAUCUCCUUAUGGCAUGAAAAUGUUGGUUCCCUUGCCUUCACCAUUAGGUCUCGUUUGCUUGGGAAAACUUUACCUAUUGUUGACAUCGUUUUGCUUCGUUUCAAUGGGAAACUUAGUCAAAGCAACCGAUGGUCUUGAUGGAUUGGCUGGUGGUAUUGCCGCCUUGGCUUUCGUUGCAAUGGCAAUAGCAGUUCUUCCAAUUUGCUCUGAUCUUUCUGUAUUUGGAGCUUCCAUGGCUGGAGCUUGUUUCGGGUUUCUACUUCACAAUCGGUACAGAGCAUCUGUGUCCAUGGGAGAUACUGGAUCAUUGGCUCUUGGUGGAGCUUUAGCUGCAAUGGCUGCUUGCUCAGGAAUGUUCUUCCCAUUGUUCAUAUCAUGUGGUGUUUCUAUCUUGGAAGCUUCUUCUGUCAUAAUUCAGGUCGCGUAUUACUCUGCGACUAAGCGUUUAAAAGGAAAAGGGCUUCGCGUUUUCAAAACUGUACCGUUUCAUCAUCACCUUAGGCUUAGUGGUUUCAAGGAACCAAUGAUAGUAACAAUGGCAUAUGUUAUAUCUUCUCUGCUCUCUUUCUUAGCAGCUUAUGUAGGUCUUAUAUCUGCAUAA
Molecule: messenger RNA, 1446 nt
Organism: Arabis nemorensis
Lineage: Eukaryota; Viridiplantae; Streptophyta; Magnoliopsida; Brassicales; Brassicaceae
Source: the annotation of a GenBank genome assembly